Messenger RNA from Boleophthalmus pectinirostris (great blue-spotted mudskipper), 5129 nucleotides. RefSeq names its product GTPase activating Rap/RanGAP domain like 3 (gene garnl3). The transcript is spliced from 31 exons. Gene Ontology annotation, molecular function: GTPase activator activity. The record is from RefSeq and is a predicted model, not a curated record. Gene Ontology annotation, biological process: regulation of small GTPase mediated signal transduction; activation of GTPase activity. Lineage: Eukaryota; Metazoa; Chordata; Actinopteri; Gobiiformes; Gobiidae. Gene Ontology annotation, cellular component: cytoplasm. The coding region runs from base 319 to 3417 and encodes 1032 amino acids.
UUGUGCUGGAUUGAAAUGCUGUAUUGACAUGGGACCGUGCGAGUGCGCGCGCGCAAAGGACCGACAAACAGUGGGAGCAGUAACAGAACAACUCAUCAAUGGCACAGAGCUGUAGCGCGGUAUUACACGCUCACAAGACAAACAGUAGAAGAAGAGAGAGCGGGAUGGAUGUGAUCAGCGGCUGUUGUCGGGACUUUUAUCUGCAGUAAUGUUUCUGAGCUACUAGCAAGAAGUGAGCGGAAAUCCACCAGGAGAGAGUGGGAUAAGACGCCGGCUUGUUGUUUGUAGCCUAGUUGUCGCUUGGUGUCGCAUGGGGACAUGACCAGUGUGGAUCCAGCGUCCAGCAAACUGUUGAAUUUCAACCAGCGUUCUGCGUCUGAGGACUUGGGCUGCAGGCGUGGAGAUUUCAGCAGGAAACAUUAUGGUUCAGUGGAGCUGCUGAUUUCCAGUGAUGCAGAUGGGGCCAUACAGCGGGCAGGGCGCUUCAGGGUGGAGAAUGGCUCAUCAGAUGAGAGUUUGGACCACACUCCAGGAACCUGGAGACGGACUGAUGUCCAUCUGGAGAAUCCAGAGUACCACACCAGAUGGUUCUUUAAAUACUUCCUGGGUAAAGUUCAUCAAAACUACGUGGGCACAGAUGCAGAGAAGAAUCCCUUCUUCUUGUCCGUGGUCCUCUCAGACCAAAACAACCAACGGGUUCCUCAGUACAGAGCCAUCCUCUGGAGGAAAACGGGCACUUUGAAAAUCAGCCUUCCUUACAGCCCCACCAAAACACUAUCAGUCAAGUCUAUCCUAAGUGCAAUGAACAUGGAUAGGUUUGAGAGAGGCCCUCGGGAGAUUCUUAACCCUGAUAUUCAGAAGGACCUGCUGGUGUUGGAGGAACAAGAGGGCUCUGUAAACUUUAAAUUUGGAGUCCUUUUUGCCAAAGAUGGACAGCUCACAGAUGAUGAGAUGUUUAGUAAUGAAAAAGGGAGUGAGGGUUUUGACAAGUUCCUUAACCUUCUGGGGGACAUCAUCACGCUACAGGGGUGGGCAGGGUACCGCGGGGGUCUUGACACAAAGAAUGACACUACAGGGAUUAAGUCCAUCUAUACGGUCUAUCAGGGCCACGAGCUCAUGUUUCAUGUGUCCACCAUGUUGCCCUACUCCAAAGAGAAUAAACAGCAGGUGGAGAGGAAGAGACACAUUGGAAAUGACAUUGUUACCAUAGUAUUUCAGGAAGGGGAUGAUGCAUCGUCAUCCUUCAAGCCUUCAAUGAUCCGGUCACAUUUUACUCAUAUUUUUGCUUUAGUUAGGUAUAAUAGCCAGAAUGACAGUUACAGGUUGAAGAUAUUCUCAGAAGAGAGUGUCCCAUUGUUUGGACCUCCUCUCCCGUCUCCACCUGUAUUUACUGAUCACCAUGAAUUCAGGGACUUUUUACUAGUCAAAUUAAUCAAUGGAGAGAAAGCCACAUUGGAGACGCCAACGUUUUCCCAAAAGCGUCAGCGGACUCUUGAUAUGUUAAUCCGGUCACUUUAUCAAGACCUCAUGCCUGACUUGCACAAAGUUCCCUUCUCUCCUCAGAACAUGCUAAACCGACGGUCCUUCAGCGAUGUCCUCCCAGAAUCCCCAAAGUCUGCACGCAAGAAAGAGGAAGCCCGACAAGCAGAGUUUGUCAGGAUAGGCCAGGCUUUGAAACUCAAGACUAUUGUAAGGGGUGAUGCGCCCACCAGUCUUGUAACUACGGGCAUCUGCAGAAAAGAGCCUUGGGAAUCUCAACCAUUCUGCAGCACGUUUCCCUAUGAAAUCGUGUGUGCGGACUCCUGGGGCCAAUCUCUGCUUGUUGCCACAGACACAGCGGGUGUCAUGCUAUUGGACGGCACUGAUCCAACUCUGUCGAAUUCUGAUCCACCAGCUGUGCCACCCGUACAAGUGUUCGACAAAACAAUGGUGGUAAAGCAGAUGCACGUUCUCGAGCCUCAGGACCUGCUCAUCAUGAGGGCAGACAAAGGGAAGGACGCGCGGCUCUAUGUUUUCAGACUGAGUGCAUUAAAGAAAGGCCUGGAGGAGAAGCAGCUCAUUAGGAGCAAGUGUGACAGCCGGGAGAACAAGCUGGAGAAAACCAAAGGCUGUCAUCUGUACUCGAUCAACACCCACCAUGGUGCAGAGCUGAGGAUAGUCGCUGCCAUCAGAAACAAACUGCUGCUCAUCACACGCAAACAGCCACGCUUUGAGGGCCUUAGCGCAGUGGCACCUGGAGUGGACUCACCAGUGGAAGAGUUUCAGUACAUAAGGGAAAUCUGUCUGUGCGACCCGCCUGUGGUGAUGGCUCUGGUGGAUGGGCCAACAGGGGAAAAUGACAAUAUGAUCUGUGUGGCCUACAAACAUCAAUUUGACCUGAUCAAUGAGAGCACUGGAGAUGCCUACAGGCUCCACCAUGUAGAUGCCAACAGGGUAAAUUUUGUUGCAGCCAUUGAUGUGUAUGAAGACGGAGAGGCAGGUCUGCUGUUGUGUUACAACUAUAUUUGUUACUACAAGAAAGUGUGUCCUUUCAAUGGCUCUACCCCAAUGAUACACUCGAACACCUCUGACUUCCACUUCAGCUGGAACCAGAUGCCAAAUGCAAUUGUAUGUGCAUUUCCAUACAUCUUGGCCUUUACAACGGACUCCAUUGAGAUCCGGCUGGUGGUCAAUGGAAACCUGGUGUACACUGCGGUAGUGCCUGGUCUUGAGCUUGCAGCAUCAAGGUCUGACAUCUAUUUUGUCUCGUCUGCUCCGGUGAGCUCCACAUCCAACAGCAGUUCAAAGGACACCAGUUCCCAAAGUUCCCCACAAACGCCCACUGGCUACGAGAUGCCUGCGUUCCCUUCACCACUCGGAGACGAUUCUAUACGGAUUCCUUAUGGUACCAAGCUAUCCCUGUACAUGUCUAAGGAUGCUGAAGGUGAAUCUGCAUGUAAACACAUCUUUAAGAUCCCUCUGUCCAACCUGGUGGGUCGUAGCAUUGAGAGACCCCUGAAGUCUCCUCUGGUUAACAAAGUCCUGACAGCACCAGCUCCCUCUAUGGUCAUGUCCACCCCUCUCAUCUCAGCCACACAUUCUCUGUCCAUGUCCCGAAUGGAGAUCAAGGAGAUAGCCAGUCGCACUCGAAAGGAGCUACUAGGUUUAACAGAAGAACCAAGUGGAAAAUCUGACAGCAAACAGAGGAAAAUGAGCAAAAAGAACACAGAGGAAGAACCCAAAGCCAGAGCCCUGACAUCAACAAAUAGUGACAGGAUACCUUCAGAGUCUGGUGAACUUCAAGUGGACUUACAGAGGCAGUUAUCCUCUAGCUCUGAUGCAGAGGCAGAGAAGGCAAUGCUGCAGGAGGACAGCCCCUCCUUGGCCAAUGCAUUUGGCCUCACGUCUUUUGAGGAGGACGUUCUGGACCUAAAGUGAAGACAAUCCCAGUGUGCACUUCUCUGUCCACCUGCCCUUAUACUGUCACGAUGGCUUAUUUGUCGCUUUACUUUUAUUUGUAAUUUUGUUUGUCUUUUAUUUGUGUUGUGGUAUUUGGCCCAUUUUUUUUGUCUGACCAAAUGAAUGCAAUUGGUUGUGUUAGAGUCAGCCCCUCAGGUGUGUUGGGUAUCUAUGUUGCUUUGCAAAAAAGCAGAGUUAUGUGGUUUAAUCAGACCUCAUCGGCUGCCUUGUUAAAAUGUUUAAAAUCUAAACCAGAUACUUUGUCACCACACAAAAUGACUAAACUCACAAUGACAGUACUUUUUCAGUAUAGCCCGCAACAGCUUACAUUUUGUGAUAAUUUGAGAUAUUCUAUAUCAAUAUGUUUGUACAAACACAAUGAUGGGUAUGUUUGUCACACUUGUAAUGCAUAUAUAGAGAUAUAGUAUUACAUUUUAUUAUAUGAAAAUGAUUCACAUAUUUGUUCUUGUUCACUAUUCAGACUUUAUUUUUACAUGCAGAGUAUACAUGCAGACAGAGGUGGAGGCAGUCUUCCCCCAUUCACCUGGUUGUAGCGGCCAUGACUGUAGACAACAUUAGUUGACUAAAGAGGCCCACAGAUUAAAUAACUAUAUGCAAACUAAACAGCUUCACUUUAAACAAGUGCAAUAAAUUGGUCAGCAACAAUGAAUGCAGAAGGAUUCUACAAAUACAUGUUUACAAAACAGAAUCUAUACAGGUGAUAGUGCUUCCCCUGUGACAAAUUAAUGAUCUACAUUGAACAGUAUAACACAAAAUCCACAGUGUGACUUGACAGAGAUUAAUCUGAAAUAGUUUUUAAAACUGAGGGAGAAUGCAAUUUUGACCAUGUAUUGACAACCUUAAAAACAGUCUGAAUUUGAUGCCAUGAAAAGAUCAAAGAGACAACAGAAUGUACAUUCAGAUGUAAUAAUUCAGCCUCCUAAUAUUCACUGUAUGUAUAGGCUUAUAGCCAACUGAUCAUAAAGCCGCACUUGGAACCAUGUCAGGUUUGGUUGGGUCAUCAUCAGCUCUUUGGGGUUGAUGACGGAGUCAGGGAGUCACUGGCUCAGUGUGAAUAAUAAUUAACUGUUUAACAGUAAGUGAGUGAACAUGCAACAUCUUAGACAGACUUCUGAACAGCUUUACAAUACACAAACAAUUCAUCAUAGUAAAUUGACAUUAUAUUUACCAGGAAAGCCUACCAGAAGAAUUGGUGUGAGAGCGCCCCCGUGUGGGGACCUUUGAUCUGGCUCUACAACAACAGAAUGGUUUAUUCAUUUCGACACCCUCAGUUACUCUACCAUUGUUUCUACUCACUCAUAUGUAAUACGAUACAUUAUGUAUUUUUGUAAAAUGAUCCUUAUUUCUACCUCCCCUUUUUACAAAUUAUCUUUGACUUUUUAUUUUCUAUUCUAGUCCAUAUUUGCUGUUUGGAUUGUUGCUGAUCCUGUGAUAUUAAAAAGAAAGAAAAGUUACUAAAAAAAAAAAAAAAAAAAAAAAGAAAACACCAAGUGUCUUAAAAUAUUGUAUUGCCAUCGUUUUUAAUGCCAAGUUCUACUUGUAAAUGUUUAUGUAUCAAAUGUGGCCUCAAAUUAAAUUGAAUCUAUAGUAUUAUUAAUAUGAUGAUUAUGAUUUGAGCAAUUACUUUAAAAAGUGCUGUAGACCACUGCUGUGAAAGAGUCAGUUCUGUU